Molecule: messenger RNA, 2433 nt
Organism: Penicillium argentinense
Lineage: Eukaryota; Fungi; Ascomycota; Eurotiomycetes; Eurotiales; Aspergillaceae
Exons: 10
Coding region: 1-2433 (810 amino acids)
Molecular function (GO): zinc ion binding
Source: RefSeq, a predicted model, not a curated record
AUGAAGAACGGGUCAGUUGACAGCCACAGCCAGGCGGGUCCAGAUCCUCAGAUCCGAUCUGAACAGCUGCCCUCGACUGAUGAGUUGGCAGCCCCGGCUUUGGUGCAUGGCGUUGCAGCCACAGCUCCGUCAAGUUUGUCGCACCAAUCAUCCGCCCGGAAACGGGUCAAGUGUCGCUAUUUUGCGACGAAAAAUGGUUGUCGUGCUGGCGCAGAAUGUCCAUUCAUUCACGAUGCUUCCAAAUUGAAGCAAAACACCGCUCAAUUGGGUCAGUCAUCUGAGCCACAGGCAUUGACUGACAGCUCUCUCAGUCUGAACUCUGGCGUAGCUACCGGGGUGCAGAAUCUGAGCAUCGGUCCAGGCCAGUCGAAACAAGACUCGGCUCCUUCACAUGCCGCCCAGCCUCAACGGCCCGUCUCCAAGGUUGAGAAGAAUGACCCGAGAGAGUUUCAACUCAAUCAGUUGAGGCGGCGCUAUCGUCCAGAUGAGAAGUCUGAUGAUAACGAACACACAUUGGCCUUUGGCUUGGUGCCUUCUGACCCGGACUUCCCAUUCGAGUUGGAUAGUUUACAAUGUGUAUUGCACGUUCCACACUCCUUUCCCGGUACGGGACGGCCCACGCUGACCGUCACCAACCCGGAAAUGGAAUCGGCGUAUCAGAUGAACGUCGCGAGAGGAUUUGAUGAUAUUGUGGAUUUCACAAUGCGGACCAAUGGCCGGGGAACGUUGCUCAACUGGAUGAACACUCUAGAUAGGCAACUGGAGCGUCUGCUCACUACCUUGGAGAGAGGUCCGAAGCUGAAGUUUGUAGCGAAUGUGGGUGACCCUGCUGCGAACCCAGAGACGGUCGUGAAGGGGGCUCCUACUGCGACUAAGGCACCCGAAGAUAAAGUUGAGGCUCCCAUUGCCAAAGCACCGCCCGCAAAACCAACAUACACAACGGAGCAAAGAGAUAAAGCUGAAAAGCGGAGGUCAACAGAGACAAAGCAGCUUGAAGUUCGCUUGGGAAGGCUUCCACUGUUCCAAAAACGGACAGAGAAUUUCUUCACCAUCCCAAUCCAGCCCAACAAGGCAGACCGUCUGCCUAGGUCGCUUCAAUCGGUGAAAACCGUGAAGCUCCUGGUUCCCCACCUGUAUCCCCUGGAGCACAGCUCAAUUGAAAUCCAAGGAGCCGACAGCCCAGAGGCAAAAUCCGUGGAAGCCGGCUUCGCCCAAUGGCUCGAGAAAAACUCCCAGAUGAACUUGAUCUCGCAGAUCAACUAUCUGGCGAGCAACAUGCACAAUUUUGCCAAGACGCCUCUACCUGAAGUCGCCGAGCAAAUGCAGCUUGAACACACCCAUGGAGAGACAGAAUCGUCUUCGCAGAAAGUGGAAAAUAAACCUUUCACCGAAGCAGAUGGAGAUCGGCCCCAUCUACAUGUCAUUCCGCGCCCACCCGAGUGGUCUGUACCGGACACUCAUAGUGGAAGCGACGUUACCGACGAGUCAAGCUAUGACGAGGACUCCGGGGAAGAGACUGAAGAGGAAGAAGAUGGCGGCGCUCCCAUUCCGGCUGUUGUUGAUACACCAGGCCGGGGCGUUGCGCUUUCAUUCCCGUUCCUAGAGCUCUAUGGUAUUGAGUUGUUGGAAGUUAUCCACCUUGCUGUUACGAUUAAAUGCGAGCGGUGCAAGGAGCCAAUGGAUAUCAAGAAUGUUCCGCAGCUUAAAAACGCGAAGGACGUACCAAAAACCGAGUCUUGCAAGAAGUGCGCCAAUUCUAUGACUAUCGGCUUCCGGAGACAGUUGAUGCACUCGCAUGCUAAUCGAGCAGGAUAUUUGGAUCUGGAGGGUUGUACCAUUGUGGAUCUUCUGCCAAGUAAUUUCCUGCCAACUUGCGCGGAGUGUUCCACGGAGUAUCAUGUCCCUGGAGUAUCUGCCGUUCGGGCCGAGAGUGCCAUGGCUAUCUGCCGCCACUGCCACCGCAAGAUGGUCUUUAAGAUUCCUGAGGUCAAGUUCCUCCUCGUUGGAACCGCUGCAGGUUCUUUACGCUCCGGUCUUGCUCUAAAGAAGAAGCCAAAGGAAGCUCUCGGAAUCGUUGCAGGGCAGGAACUACCUCGACGAGGUCGUUGCUCGCAUUACGGAAAGAGCUAUCGCUGGUUCCGAUUCAGCUGCUGCUCAAAGGUCUUCCCCUGUGACAAGUGUCAUGACGCAGAAACAGACCAUCCAAAUGAGCACGCAAAUCGUAUGAUCUGUGGCUUCUGCUCGCGAGAGCAAAUCUAUAGACCGGAGAAUUGCGGCAUUUGCAAAGCUACGCUCGUCGGUAAGGCGGGUAGUGGGUUCUGGGAAGGUGGGAAGGGAACGCGAAAUCGGGCACUUAUGAGUCGGAAGGAUCCGAGGAAGUAUAAGCGGAGGGGUGGGACGGUUCCGGGGGGAUCGAGUUCGAAGAAGAAAUAG